UAAUGCUUCGUUUAUGAAGAAGUCGAUACUUUGUAGAGACUUGACGGGACGUUACCAUCAUAUUCGUAAAUCAUACUUUUCAACAUCGUUAGGGGAGGAUGAUGAUGGAAUUGAAUUAAACUAUUAUACACCUUCAAGUAAUUUGAAAAAUGGAGCACUUACCGAUGAAGAACAAGGAAAUGAUGAUCAAUUCGAUAGCAACUCUGCUCCAUUGUGGUAUAAAGUAUUGACAAAUGUAAAAACUGAUAUUGAUUCCAUCAAAAAGUUUAUGGAACAACUCUCACAAAUGCAUAAACAACAUUGUACCUUUAGUGUAAAAAAGAGCAAUAAUUUUGCAGAGGAAGAAAGAGAAAUUGAAAUUCUAACUGAUGAUAUUAAACGAUUAUUUGUCAGAUCAAAACAGUUCAUAGAGCGUAUUGUAUUGCCAGCCAAACCUACAAGUCAAGAAGAUAUAAUUAAAAAGAAUACAAAAUCGGCUCUUGUUAUGGAAUUGAACGAACUUUCCAAAGCAUUCCGUGAACAACAACAAGAUUAUUUACAAAAAUUAAAAGCACUCAAGCAAAGAAGACAAAAUGUAAUGAUUUACAAAGAUAAUGGAAGUGGAGCUGAAACAUUGGAACAAAAGCAAUUCGAUCCAGGCUUUACGGACGAACAGAUCAAAAUGUUAAUUGAUAAUGAAAUGGAAAAUAUUAGAAGAGACAAGGAACUGAGAGAAAUUUUGACAUCAAUAGUUGAACUGAACGAACUUUUCAAAGAAUUUUCAUCACUCGUUGUAGAGCAAGGAACUUUACUUGAUCGUAUUGAUCGUAAUAUUGAAGCAACUUUCGAACAUGUCAGUCAAGGAAAUAAGGAAUUGGAGCAAUCCGAAAAGUACCAAAAAUGUGGAGCAAUGGCUCUAGCAAUCCUCAUUUUGGGUGUUGUCUUAUUGUUGGCUAUUAUUGCUUUGGUGUUGAAAUUUGUAAUUACUUUUGCUGUCCCAUUCUAA
Messenger RNA from Naegleria gruberi, 985 nucleotides. RefSeq lists its product as uncharacterized. Gene Ontology annotation, molecular function: SNAP receptor activity; SNARE binding. Bases 14 to 985 code for a protein of 323 amino acids. NCBI's taxonomy places the organism in Eukaryota, Heterolobosea, Eutetramitea, Acrasida, Naegleriidae. The transcript is spliced from 3 exons. The record is from RefSeq and is a predicted model, not a curated record. Gene Ontology annotation, cellular component: endomembrane system; SNARE complex; membrane. Gene Ontology annotation, biological process: vesicle fusion; intracellular protein transport; vesicle-mediated transport.